Messenger RNA from Oreochromis aureus, 2753 nucleotides. It is a transcript of the gene vegfba, whose product is annotated as vascular endothelial growth factor Ba. Bases 916 to 1743 code for a protein of 275 amino acids. Gene Ontology annotation, molecular function: growth factor activity; heparin binding; vascular endothelial growth factor receptor binding. Gene Ontology annotation, cellular component: membrane. The transcript has 8 exons. Gene Ontology annotation, biological process: response to hypoxia; vascular endothelial growth factor receptor signaling pathway; positive regulation of endothelial cell proliferation. NCBI's taxonomy places the organism in Eukaryota, Metazoa, Chordata, Actinopteri, Cichliformes, Cichlidae. The record is from RefSeq and is a predicted model, not a curated record.
GUUGGCAGCGCAAUGGUUACGCUGCGUGCGUCUCAAGGGCAAAAAGAAGCGAGGAAACCGAUCACAGCAAGAAAUGAAGGUCUACCUUUCCAGACCUGCCUGUAUCUCCGCUCCGACAGCUCUGCUGUAGUCACGCUGUCUGCCACAGCAGCCGAGGAUGUUAUUCUAGGUUUAUUUAUAAGGGGAGUGGAAAAAAAAAACGGGAAGAUGCGCCUGGAGGGGAAACGUCACAUUUUCAGUAGGAGCGACGGUGUGGUGAGACUGUGACCGAGCCGGGGAGAGGAAUAUGCGGCACAUACCCUCUGCACGUCGGGCCAGGGCGUCGGAUCUUUUCCGGAUUAACGUCCUAUAGCUGGAUGAUGCGAUUUCUUUCUUCAGACACACAGGAUUUGAUGAUCGCACCACGUUUAAGCGGGAAUCUGUAGCCUGUGUGAUCCCCCAGUCACGCCACCCCGGACCCCCCGGACCGGUUUUAUGGGAGCCGAACCAAGAGGCGGACUGUGCUCAUAAUCACUGCAGGAAAGCAUCACUUUAAAGUUCUUUCAAGUUUCUGGAAAAAGGAUCAGGAUUUGGCUGCUUUGGUGCCACAUUUAACAUUAUAAGAAAGCCACAGUUUGUGCAGGGAGGGUCAUUUCACUCUACAGUGUCUCACUAAUAGAGGAUUUAACUGUCAUAGAGUUUAUAUAGAGAACGGAGUCCUAAAUCAUUCGAGCUAAAAUGCGGCACAAUAAAGUUAUUGUUACGACCCUGAUGAUGCCACCCUGGGAGUCCUUUCAGGGAAGGGAGACUGGAGAGUGAAAGCGGGAUAUCUGCGCCUUUAAUCGGACACGGAGGCGACGCAAGGAGGACAAGCCAGCUUCUUUUUUUGGAUUGGUCCAAAAAAUAUUUUUUGCGUGCCCCUUGGACUCCUGCACAAUGGGGAUUAUGCUACAAGUUAUUCUAGGAAUGUUUCAAUUCCUGCUGCUCACCAGAAUACCGACUUCUCACGCCAAGCUUGCUCACUGGCGCCCUGCCGACUCCCCCAAAUCCAGAGAAGGUCGAGAAGUGCGACGGUGGUUGGAGGUGUACUCGCGGAGCGGCUGCGAGCCUCGAGACACUCUGGUAGAGGUUUGGCGGGAGUUUCCGGGUGAGACCCACAGCCUCUUCAUCCCGUCUUGCGUGUCGGUGAGGCGAUGUGGCGGCUGCUGUGCUGACGAGGCUUUCGAGUGUGUACCCACGCUCACACACACAGUUACCAUGGAGCUGAUGAGGACGUCCUUUAUGAAGCACGAGCUCACUGAGCUGCCCUUCAUCGAGCACAGCCAAUGUGAUUGCAGGUUAAAGGAACACCUCCAGCCUACACCUACAUCAAGGGCCUUUCUGAAGCCAGCAAGAAAAGGCAAGAAAAAGGAGAGAGGGAGGAAGUCCCAACAGAAGACAACUGGAGCUACCAGAGCUGCAAUCCAUGCUCCUCCAGUUCCUUCUGCCACAUCUUCUCCUCCACCACCAUCACUGCUUCCCACCAAUAUCGCUCCCUCCACCAUUUCCUUCCCAUCCCCCUCUCCUUCUCCUUCUCCUUCUCCUUCUCCUUCUCCUUCUCCUUCCCCCUCUCCUACGACCCGUUGUCGCCCAUGCCGACGGAGGAAGUGGGCCUUGGAUGCGACGACAUGCCAGUGCCGCUGCACCGUCACAGCUGAAACCUGCAGCCAAAAAGGCCGAAAGCUCAACCCUCGUCGCUGCAAGUGUGAAGCCAUGAGGACUUGAUGUGUCCGCCCACAUUCUUUUCGCCUCCAUCUCUCCACCAAAUCCCUGUCGAUUCAUCGCCCACCCUCAGCAUCAGUGCCAUAGACCAUACAGACACUUGGAAAGGCGGCGUCUCAAACCGAGGGGAAGCACACAGAAGAACCUGCAGCAGAGCUCCAGUAAAGCAACAAGUUCAUCAUCACUGCAUACAUCUGCUGUGUGCAAACAUCUUUCCGCCUCCGUGCUUCUGUGGGAAAGAUUCUAUCAGUCUGCAUGUACAUGGCGUGUGCUGACACGUAGCGUCGCAAAACACAUCCAAUCAUUGGAGGAUGGAAGUGGCAACUUUGAGAGGCAUGGGAAUAGACACACAAAAUCUUUCUCGGUGUACACAAGCCUGCAGGGGAGGCCAGACUCCGGGAAGUUCCUUUCACCUGCAAUUAAACUUGUAAACACAAGAGAACAGUGGAAAUGAGAGCGAUUAUACUCCAUGAGAACAACGCGGAUGCAGAGGAGGAGUCUUACACAGGUGUCCUCUCAAGGAAACUGCACAUGACGGAUUCCAGGGUUAGGUCGAGGCCAGUAUUUUGCAGAGGAUUAAGGAAACAACAGCAACAGAUUACUGAUGGGCACAUACACACAUACAACAGACAUACAAGAGUGACAUAGGACAUGCACAUGAACUGGCACCCCAGUGUGCGUGGACCUAUAGUUUAGCUGAAUGCUGGGAUGGAGUAUAUCUGUGUGGUCUCCCCAGUGAAAGACCCAGAUGGGUUAACCGUGCAGCCGCGCUCCCUUUUAUUCAAAGCUGGCUCUCCAAGCCGCUUUCCAGCAUUUGUUUAAUUUCGGCCUUUUGUCUCCGUCUUUCCUCGGUUCCUCGAUUGAAAGGAGCCGCAUCGCCUCUCUUUGCCUCUCUUUGAGGCAGUGAGGAGAAUGACAAUAAUGAGGCCUGGCGGCUGUCCACUGCUUCGCACACACACACACACACACACACACACACACACACACACACACACACACACACAGAUUCACAC